Morus notabilis is the source of this 1882-nucleotide messenger RNA. Its product is annotated as bZIP transcription factor 46. The record is from RefSeq and is a predicted model, not a curated record. Lineage: Eukaryota; Viridiplantae; Streptophyta; Magnoliopsida; Rosales; Moraceae. Gene Ontology annotation, cellular component: nucleus. The transcript is spliced from 5 exons. Gene Ontology annotation, molecular function: DNA-binding transcription factor activity. Bases 311 to 1612 code for a protein of 433 amino acids. Gene Ontology annotation, biological process: positive regulation of DNA-templated transcription.
CCCAUAUUCCAAAAAAAAAAAAGAAAAACUGUGAAGCUUCUCAGGACUCCUUAAAUGGCGACUCGUGUCUAUCGAGGCCGCACAAGACACUUGUCGCCUCCUCCACCUCUCGCAACUCCAACUUACAGAAAAACUCCCAAUUUUCCACUCUCCAAGAAACCAAACAAAAAAAAAAAAAAAAACAGAGACCAAGACAAAAGAAAAGUGAAAAGUGUACUGGGGGAUACUCACAAUUGGAUGGAUAUAUAAGAGAAUCUCUUCAGAGCUUGGUUGUUGUUAUUGCUUGAAGAGUUUUCAAGGGGGGGAAAAAAUGGGGUCAAAUAUGAACUUUAAGAACUUUGGAGAUGCAACACCACCAUUAGGGGAUAUUGGGUGUGGUGGGUUAAAGCCAGCAGGGAAUAGUUACAGUUUGGCUAGACAGCCUUCCAUAUACUCAUUGACCUUUGAUGAGUUCCAAAACUCCAUGGGAAAAGAUUUUGGAUCGAUGAACAUGGAUGAGCUCUUGAAGAGCAUAUGGAGUGCUGAAGACACUCAAAUCAUGGCUUCUAGCGUUGGAGGGUCAGGAGGUAGUGGUGCUCUUAAUGGGAACUUGCAGAGACAAGGUUCGAUAACCUUGCCGAGAACGCUAAGUCAGAAGACGGUUGAUGAGGUGUGGAGAGAUUUGGUCAAAGAAAGUGAUGGGGAUAAAGAAGGUAGUAAUGUUGGUGGAGGAUCAAAUGUGCCUCAGAGGCAACAAACUUUGGGGGAGAUGACUUUGGAGGAGUUUUUGGUCAGAGCAGGGAUAGUGAGAGAAGAUGCUCAAGCUCAACAAACUGGAAGGCCUGCUAGCACUGCAAACAACAAUAAUGCUAAUAAUUUAGCGUUUGGAUUUCAACAGCCAAAUCAAAACAAUGGAAUUUUCGACAAUCGGGUGAUGGCGAUGAAUAAUUCACCUCUCAAUCUGCCUUCGAGUUUACCACUGAGUAUCGGCGGAGUGAGAUCAUCUCAGCAACAAGCACAGCAAAAGCCCCAGAAGGAGCCGCUCUUUCCCAAACCUGCAGCCACUUUGGCCUUUGUCCAGCCUAUGCAUUUAGUGAGCAAUGCUCAGCUUAUGAGUGCGGGAACUCGGGAAACGAAUCAAACAACAGUGGGAAUUGCAGAACCUGCUGUCAAUGCUGCCUUAGUUCGAGGUAGGGGUCUACCGGGUGGUGGAGUUGGCAUGGCUAAUAUAGGUGCUGGCGGCGUUACAGUUGCGGCAGCAUCUCCUGCAAGUCACAUGUCAUCUGAUGUUAUUUCAAAGGCUAGUGUAGAGACACCUACUUCAGUGUCACCAAUUCCUUACAUGUUCAGCCGGAGAGGGAAGUGCAGUGCAGCUUUAGAGAAAGUUAUUGAAAGAAGGCAGAGGAGAAUGAUCAAGAACCGAGAAUCGGCUGCAAGGUCCCGCGCUCGUAAACAGGCAUAUACAUUGGAACUAGAAGCAGAAGUUGCCAAACUUAAAGAAAUGAACGAAGAACUUCAGAGAAAACAGGCAGAAUUCAUUGAAAUGCAGAAAAAUGAGCUUUUGGAGAAAAUGAAUAGACACUGGGGAAAUAAAAGGCAAUGCUUGAGGAGGACGCUCACAGGUCCUUGGUAAAAUUGAUGAUUUGGAUUGCAAAUAAGUCAAAAUGUGUGCUUGGACUAGGGAAAAUACCAAAGUAUGGUAUAGGAAUUUGAGUGUCUCAUCAGUGAUAUCAAUUCAGUCUUGUACCAAAACUGUAGGUAGGCAGGUUAGUGUGUAGGACCAGUGUACUACUUGUAAUUUAUUGUCUAAUGCAGGUUUUGUCUUGUAGAUUAAACUCUUGAAUCGUGUGAACUUUUGGUUGACUUUCGUUUGAUUAAAAUUUAAUUAUGACAUCUCUAAAGU